UGUUUUCACUUUUGGAUCACUCAUGAUUUACACCAGCUUUACAACAAGUGGUCCUCGAUCAUCAAUCAAUCAAAUAUCAACAUCAAUCUAUGCAAGAUCUUAAUCAGAGUCUGAUCAUAACAUAAAUUAAGUUCUAAUUUCUAUCUAGGACUAUAUACAAUUAGUGACAAAUCUAGUUUAUAUCUCGAAUUUUUGUUGUAUAAACUGGAUUUUGUGCAUUAAUUUUUUUUACUGACUAUAACGCUGUGUUAAGGCUAUGGAUUUCCGCCGUCUCAGCUAUUGCUGUCGGCGAAGAUUUUUAAAAUAUUUCAACAUUUCUUCAUAUUUUUCAAGCUCAGGGAAUUCUAAUUAUGAUGUGAUAAUUGUGGGUGGAGGGCAUGCGGGAACUGAAGCAGCCGCAGCAGCAUCACGUAUGGGGUGUAAAACUCUUCUUCUCACUCAAAAGUUAGAAACAAUUGGAGAAAUGUCAUGUAAUCCAUCAUUCGGAGGAAUCGGAAAAGGACAUCUAAUGAAAGAAAUUGAUGCACUUGAUGGUGUUUGUGGACGAAUUUGUGAUAAGAGUGGAAUUCAUUAUAAAAUGCUUAAUAAAGCCAAAGGACCUGCUGUAUGGGGACCAAGAGCUCAGAUAGAUCGCUCAUUAUAUAAAAAGUUUUUGCAAGAGGAGCUCAAAAGAACCGAAAAUUUGAAUAUUAUGAGUGGCACUGUAGAAGAUUUAGUUCUUAAAGAAAAAAGUGAAAAGGAGAAAAAAUUUUUAAUUUGCAAGGGAGUGAAAUUGGGCAAUGGUAAAGAAAUUUUUAGUAGAACUGUAAUCAUAACUACUGGAACAUUUUUAAGAGCGAGCAUUAACAUUGGGUUAGAAAGUAGGCCUGCUGGUCGUAUGGAUGAUGAACCAGCCAUUGGCUUGGCUCUUACUUUAGAAAAGGCCGGUUUUAAGUUAGGUAGAUUAAAAACUGGAACACCUCCCAGACUUAAAGCAACAACAAUUGAUUUUUCAGAAGUUCAGUCAACUGCUCCUGAUAAUCCUCCAGUUCCUUUCUCCUAUAUGAAUACCAAAGUGUGGAUAAAACCUGAAGACCAACUUCUUACUUAUUUGACUUUUACUAACUCUCAAGUAAAUGAAAUAAUUUUAGAAAAUCAACAUUUGAACAAACAUGUCAUAGAAGAAGUACAAGGCCCGAGGUAUUGCCCAUCAAUUGAAUCAAAAGUGCUAAGGUUUGGUGGUCAUCCUCAUCAAGUUUGGCUGGAACCUGAAGGUUUAAAUUCAGAUCUUGUUUAUCCUCAAGGGCUAACAUGUACUCUUCCAGCCAAUUUGCAACAAAUAAUGUUAAGAUUUUUGCCAGGCCUCCGUAAUGUGACUAUGGUGCGUCCAGGAUAUGGCGUUCAUUAUGACUUUAUUGAUCCAAGGCAGCUGAAGCCUUCUCUUGAAACUUAUAAAAUUGAAAACUUAUUCUUAGCUGGUCAAAUAAAUGGGACCACAGGAUAUGAAGAAGCAGCUGCUCAGGGUAUUAUUGCAGGGAUUAAUGCUGCCUGCAAAGUUCAAGAAAAAGAUCCUUUUGUGCUGAGCAGGACUGAAAGCUAUAUUGGCGUUAUGAUUGAUGACCUCACAACUCUUGGAGUUUCUGAGCCCUACCGUAUGUUCACAAGUAGAGCUGAAUUCAGACUUUACCUAAGGCCUGACAAUGCAGACUUAAGGCUAACUGAUAAAGGCUACCAAGUAGGAUGUGUUUCUCAAGAAAGAAUGGACCAUUUCUCCUUCAUCAAAGACUCCUUAAAUAAAGCAAAGGAAGCACUUCAGAAUGUUUCCAAAACAGCCAAAGAGUGGAAACUUCAACAGAAGAGUCCACUAAAGAAAAAUGGAUUGGAGUACCUGAGAGUUUCUGAUGCAAACUUAGACUGCAUUAUGGAGUAUUUACCCCCACAAUUUAAAGAAUCUGUGUGGUCAACACAUUUACUCUCUCGUUUACAUGUUGAAGCUAUGUAUGCUGUACCUGUUGAGCGACAAAUGUUAGAAAUUAAAGAGCUUAAAGAGGAAGAGGAACUAAAAUUUCCUGAUGACUUUGAUCAUAUGAUGCAAAAUAUUCAAUUAUCUAAUGAAGUACGAGAUAAACUUUUAGAAGCUCGCCCUUCAAGUCUUGGUGCUGCAAGACGAAUUCCUGGUAUAACAGCCUCUGCUUUAACUUCUUUAUUGUAUUAUGUAAAAAGGCAGAAAACAUCAUAUAAUUUAUAGGCAUCAUUUUCUCCAUAUUUUGUAAAUAAACUUUAAUGAAACAAAGAAAUU
Messenger RNA from Parasteatoda tepidariorum (common house spider), 2278 nucleotides. Its product is annotated as 5-taurinomethyluridine-[tRNA] synthase subunit MTO1, mitochondrial. Gene Ontology annotation, molecular function: flavin adenine dinucleotide binding. The record is from RefSeq and is a predicted model, not a curated record. Gene Ontology annotation, biological process: tRNA methylation; tRNA wobble uridine modification. Gene Ontology annotation, cellular component: cytosol. Lineage: Eukaryota; Metazoa; Arthropoda; Arachnida; Araneae; Theridiidae.